AUGAUGCGAGUUUUGUUCCUCUCCAUGCUCCUUGCUGUCUUGAUUUCCAUGGCAUCUGCUUCCUCCGGUCAGGUUCGCGGGCUCGCCAACCCCCAGCGUGAGCUUGGGAGCUUGGGCGUAACGUACGAUCUUGUUGGGUUGAACGGACCAGAGCUUGAUGGUGAAAGUAUUGAUGGAGGGGAUAGUGAUGACAGUGAUGAUAGUGGUGAUGAUGCUGAUGAUACUGACGAUGAGGACUGCUAUGAUGCUUGUUGGGGUGAUGCUACUGAUGAAGAGAUCGCUGCCUGGACUGAGGACCAAUGGAUUGAAUGGGAGACAUGUACUGAUUCAGCCUGUGAUUGCGAGGAUGACGAAUGCCAAGGAGAUGCGGAUUGUGUGGCGGCUAUCUGCGAUGCUUAG
Molecule: messenger RNA, 399 nt
Organism: Seminavis robusta
Lineage: Eukaryota; Bacillariophyta; Bacillariophyceae; Naviculales; Naviculaceae
Source: the annotation of a GenBank genome assembly